UUAACAACUGGUUCGACGUACAGAAUUCACAAGUUAAGUACGGAAAGCAUCCAGGAGUCAACGGCUACGGAGUGGAUUUGGCGAAACAAGAACAAACUCUAGUAUUGAUGAAUUUAUAUACUGAGAGCAUGCGAGUUGGUUCCAGAAAGGAAUUAAUGCCUUUCCAAAAAGGUAUUCUCGUAAGCAAUCAAUCUAUACGAGGAUUGUUCCAAUACUUGCAAAGAAAAUAUCCAGAAGAGUGCCAGUACAUCAUUACGAGAAGACUUCAGCAGGACAUUCUCGAAAAUUUUUUUUCGUACCUAAGGGGAAUGGGUUCGACCAAGGAUCAUCCCUCAGCGUAUGACUUUAGGUACAGAAUUCGGUGGUACGUUCUCGGUAAGCACUCGCAAGCUGUGUUUACCUUGAACCGAAACACCGAAGAAGACAUGGAUACUACUUGCAUGUCUUCUUCCACUGUCAGUACGACAACUCGAAAUUCUAACGAGCAAUCAAGAACUUCGGCAACUCCAGUGGCAGAAGAGAAUAUCGUCACGUCUACGCCAAUUCGAGGAAUGACACUGCACGCUUCAAAAUCAAAUGAUGGCUUUUCACAAGUGGAAGAGGAGUUGAAACAUACAGAAGAAUACGCCGACGAAAUACCUCUGACCGCAGAAUUAUUCUCCAGUAUCAUCAACAUUUCUUCGGAAGAAUUACUGGAGGAAAAUAAUGACGACGAGAACGAAUCAAUGAAUAACACUUGCUUAGACAUCCAUGAUGACGAGUUAUUUCAAAUCGUGCAAGAUGGUUUCAAGAGUUCAUCUGACUGCUUGAAUCUUGUUCAAGAAGCAGGUUUAGAAUACGUCGCAGGAUUCGUCGCUCACAAAUUCAAAGCGAAAUAUUUAUCUUUAGGGAGUACUGAACAUGAAGGUGGAACCACAACAAAAUGGAUUCAAGCAGUUUCUAAAGGUUAUCUCACCAAUCCUUCAGCAGAGCUCCUAAACGCGAGCAAAGUCGUUGAAAAGUGUUUCACACAAUUCCAUGGCGACUAUUUCUCAAAAGAAAACUUUGUGAUAAGCAAAGUUGUGGCACUCGUGAAAAAUAGUGCAGAUUAUCUUAACGAAAUACCUGAUGAAGUACUUCAAUAUUUAGUAAAAACUCGCACGUACAUAAGAGUUCGAGAGAUAAGCAGACGGUCUUAUGCGGUAAAUGAGAAGAAGAAAAAGGAUAAAAAAAUGAAAAAAAUUCGUUCCAGCACAGUUUAG
This is a messenger RNA of Vollenhovia emeryi, 1241 nucleotides long. RefSeq lists its product as uncharacterized. The record is from RefSeq and is a predicted model, not a curated record. The transcript has a single exon. NCBI's taxonomy places the organism in Eukaryota, Metazoa, Arthropoda, Insecta, Hymenoptera, Formicidae. The annotation marks the transcript as partial.